Molecule: messenger RNA, 488 nt
Organism: Lucilia cuprina (Australian sheep blowfly)
Lineage: Eukaryota; Metazoa; Arthropoda; Insecta; Diptera; Calliphoridae
Exons: 3
Coding region: 14-337 (107 amino acids)
Source: RefSeq, a predicted model, not a curated record
UAAAACAACGAAAAUGAAAACCACGCUAAUUUUAGCAUUUAUUUUGGUCCUAUUAAGCUAUACACAAGGAGAUACCAAAGUAUUACGCAAGGUCAACAUUACACAUGAUAACUCAUAUCGUGAAGAAACGUUUUCUUUAAAAAAUGAAGAAUUAGUGAUUGAGGGUACAAACACCCAAAGAAUAUAUGCCAAAGAUAGUAAUAAUUUUGUCUAUCGUCUUGAAACAACUUAUGUGGCCGAUAAGAAUGGUUAUAGAGUGAAAUAUAAAUUAAUACGUAUGCCCCUGAUCGAAGUUCUUUCCUUAAGUCCAUCAACUUUAAAAUCUUUAACGGGUUAAGAAGCAAGAAAAUAACUAAGAACAUUUUUCAAUAAUUGUGCAUUAAUAAAAAUUAAAAUUUUAUUUUAAAUAAUAAUAAAUUUUUUUAUUCUUGUUCGUUUAAUGUUAUUCUCGAUGUUGUCUUGAUCUUCACAAGAAACGGCUUAAGUGU